GGCGGCGCGGCAGGCCAGGCGGCAGUCGCGCUCGAGCCGCCGGCCGCACUGGUGAUGGAGCCGCGAUGAUGGCCAGUGGCGAGCUGCUGCUGGGCCUCCAGCCGUUGCUGCGGCUGCAGCCGCCGGACGCCAACAACAACGACAGCACCGAGCAGCCGCAAAAGCAGCCCGAGAAGUACUCGCUGCGGCCGCGCUCGUUGCAAAUCCGAUUGGAAACCGAACUGCGGCGCCGAGGGGCGCCGAACGCACCACCGUCCACCCUCACAAGGGCCGCGUCACCCGUCGCAGCCCCGCGGAGUCGCGGAGCCCCCGGGGGCUCCAAACACAAGCCGCCACCCUUGAGCAAGUACCGCCGCAAAACUGCCAACGCCAGGGAGCGCAGCCGAAUGCGCGAAAUCAACUGCGCGUUCGAAACGCUGCGUCAGGCGGUGCCGCCGUUGCCGUGUGUCGGCGCCCCUGUAGCGGCGCCGCGCGGCUGCGAGAAACUCACCAAGAUCACCACCCUGCGUCUCGCGAUGAACUACAUCGCCGCCCUUACGCAGAUCCUGAGCGAAGCCCCCCAGCAGCAAGCGCCCCCGCCGCCCCCGCUCAUGGACACGGCGCCGUCAACGCUUGACCUGCUCGCUGACGCCGACCCCAUGUUCGACGACAUCAUGGUUGCCGACGCGGCGUUCGACAUGCUGCUCGAGUCGGACGGCGAGUCCCUGCACUUCCACUCGGACCUCAGCGAGCAAUCCACCCCGUGACAGUAGUGCCAGACCCACCCCGCGCGCAGUGUGUGAAAAACAGAGUUGGUUGUGCCCCCGGACGGAAGGUAGCCCUCAAUCGUGAGUUCCUGCUUUUUUCUUUCUUUUGGCUUGAUUUAGAAAUACUCGAUUCCUUUUGUCAAAGUUUUUAUUCAGUUUGCUUAAUCUCCGGCCGAGAUGACAAGAUUCUCGGACCUUGCUCGGGAAAGAAAGUUUUAAUUAGAAAACGGCAGGUCGUCUAAUCUGCUCAGACUAACGAAAUUAAUAAUCCCCGACGUAAAGUUCCUGAAAACUGUCUCUGAUAAUGAGCGUCAACUUUUUAUUUUGCAUCGCCAGUUUUAAUAUAUUAAAAAAUAACAUAUGUUUUUUUACUCUCCUCCUUUAAUCAAAGAGCAUCUCGCUCAAUUUCUCUUCUCAGGAAUUUGUAAAUCUAGCGUUAAAAACUAGAAGAUUUAUUUUACGGAAAAAUUCCCUGUUAACUUAAAAGCAUGUGUAUCAUUUGACAAGGAAUCGAAUUUCCAAAGCAAGCCGCAGAGGAAAAUGUGCAGGGUCUCGCCGUGCGGGCGCCGAGCGAUGUCGCCCAGCAGGAAUGGAAACCGGACAAGGGGGACCUCUCGCGUGAGUCCCCAGUGAUUGGAAUUGUGAAUUGCCGCACGCUCGGCCUCCUCUGUGUUUUAGCAUUCGGGGUCGAACGAGAACAAUUUAUUUGAAAAAAAUGAAAGAAGGACAACAGAAGUGCGCGGGGGGCUUUUUGAGCAAAAAAGACACUUUUCCUGAUGACUUGUAAAUAUAUCAGAGCAGGUUGUUCUUUUAGUUUCACAUAUCACCGAUGUUGGUUGUACAGAAAAAUUCGGACCGAGGAAGUUUUGCGAGAGACAAUUUUCUUCACCUUUCAAGAGUAUGUACGUUUUUGAGAGCAUAAUUUUUUUUCUGAAAAAACCUUUUUUUUCACUCGUGUGCAAUACGUGCCAUGAUGUUGAAAUAGCAAAUAAAGACACGGCUUCAUUUCAACAAUUAAA
This is a messenger RNA of Neocloeon triangulifer, 1765 nucleotides long. Its product is annotated as helix-loop-helix protein delilah-like. The record is from RefSeq and is a predicted model, not a curated record. NCBI's taxonomy places the organism in Eukaryota, Metazoa, Arthropoda, Insecta, Ephemeroptera, Baetidae. Gene Ontology annotation, molecular function: protein dimerization activity. The transcript has a single exon. Bases 66 to 746 code for a protein of 226 amino acids.